CCAGGUGAGGCCCCUCCAGGUGAGGGCUCCGUCGCCGUCGCCGCCGUGCCGGGACCCCCCGGAGCCUUCGCCGAGGGGGGGCUGCAGGGGGGGCUCCAGUACCAGUUCAGGAGCGACACCAACGGUGCACAGGUGACGUACCGCGUGGUUCAGGUGUCGGAGGCUCUCGAUGGCCCCGAGGGCGGCGCCGUCAGCGUCGUCUCCACCUUCGCUGGGACCCCCCAGGCCGUGAUCCAGAACCCCUUCUCCAACGGGGGCAGCCCCGGCAGCGAGGGCGGGGCCGAGGCCAGGUUCACCUGGGGGGGGGAGGGGAGCGUGGCCGUGCAGGCCGACCCCGCCCUGAGCCAGGCUGGAGGUCAGUUCUAUGUGAUGAUGACGCCGCAGGACGUGCUGCAGGCGGGGGGAGGGGCCACGCGAGGCCUCGCCCCCCACGGCCACCCCUACUCACCGAAGUUGGAGGGGCCGCGGGUGCCGCGGGACGAGCGACGGCGAGCGCAGCACAACGAGGUGGAGCGGCGGCGCCGGGACAAGAUCAACAACUGGAUCGUGCAGCUCUCCAAAAUCAUCCCCGACUGCGGCGCCGACAGCGGCAAAUCCGGCGCGAGCAAGGGCGGGAUCCUGUCCAAGGCCUGCGAUUACGUGCGGGAGCUGCGCCAGAGCAACCAGCGCCUGCAGGAAACCUUCAAAGAGGCCGAGCGGCUGCAGAUGGACAACGACCUGUUGCGACAGCAGGUGGAGGAGCUGAAGAGCGAGAACGCCGUGCUCAGGGCGCAGCUGCAGCAGCGGGGGCUGGACGGGACCCCCGAGGGGACCCCGCAGUGAGCGCAGCCCCUCCCCCACCGCCAGCCCCUCCCCCACACCCCCCCCGCCCCUCCCC
This is a messenger RNA of Poecile atricapillus (Black-capped chickadee), 877 nucleotides long. Its product is annotated as upstream stimulatory factor 2-like. The record is from RefSeq and is a predicted model, not a curated record. Lineage: Eukaryota; Metazoa; Chordata; Aves; Passeriformes; Paridae. Gene Ontology annotation, molecular function: DNA-binding transcription factor activity, RNA polymerase II-specific; protein dimerization activity; RNA polymerase II cis-regulatory region sequence-specific DNA binding. Gene Ontology annotation, biological process: regulation of transcription by RNA polymerase II.